AUGCUCAACCCGGCUGGCUUAGGGCGUAGGUCGAAUGGAACUUUCACUGUAACUCUAGGACUAACGCUAAAACCUUUUGACAAUACCUAUCGAGAACCUAUUAUUAGUUGUUGCCCUGCCCAGCACACCUUCAUGAACAUUGAGGCGUCUUUUGAUGUUGUUGUUAGGCGGACGGGCAAGGCGAAGAUGACUGGUCAACCGGCCCAGCAACAGCGUUGUGGUCCACAGCAAAACAGGAUAUACGAGGACAGACCGGCCUGCAGAAGGUACAUCUUCCCAGGCCAGAACCGCCGAUGUUUCUCUCCUAAACAGUUGGGCAAGCCAAUCGCGUCUGCCGAUCGGCCUCCACAUAAAACGACAAUUUCACUUUAA
Molecule: messenger RNA, 372 nt
Organism: Protopolystoma xenopodis
Lineage: Eukaryota; Metazoa; Platyhelminthes; Monogenea; Polystomatidea; Polystomatidae
Source: the annotation of a GenBank genome assembly